UAUACGAUCAAAAUUUGAUAUUUUUGUCUUGUUUUGGUCAAAAUUCUCGGUUUUUUCCCUAUUGUUUGCGCAGAAAAACGUAUUUUAGCUUUCGAAAGAGGAGUAAAAAUACGGAAGAGGUCUCCUUGCAUCUAUAAAAGCGUUAUUAAAUGUUCCCUGGUGCUUCCUCGACGGGUUUUUACCAUGCGCCAUUUAGUAAAGGCUUUCUGGUUUUAACUGGAACAGCUUCGUUCAUCAACAUCCUUUUUGCAUCAUCCACAAGACGCUUGUUUCCUAAUAAUCCAUGGAUCCAGAUUGUGCAUAACUCAAAGUUAUGGCAAGUUUUGUCCUCGUCUUUUUACUAUUCAAGUGCUAGAAAUUUGAUUUGUGGUUCAUUUCUUCUGUAUUCCUUCCGGAUCUUUGAGAGACGAUUUGGAUCUAAAAGAUAUGCAUCUUAUAUUUUCUGUACCUCUGUUAUUGCAAUUGGACUUCAACUUACCUCUGUAGCUGUUCUCAAACAUUUUGGGCAAGAAGUAGGACUUCCUCCACCAGGACUUUUUGGAGUGCUGUUUGCAACUCUUGUCAAGUAUUUCUAUGAUGUCCCAGCAUCAGAUGCCAUUACUUUCUUUGGAUUCCCAAUCUCAGGCAAAAUAUUUAUUUACUCCAUAGCGUUACAGAUGCUGUUAGCUAGUAGGGAAUCACUUUUAGCUGGUGUUUGUGGGAUGGUAGCAGGAUUUAUUUAUAGGUUCAACUUAUUUCAAGUUCAACAGUGGCUGAACUUGCCAGAAUCUCUGACGUCAGCUGUGUCCAGAGCAAUCGGUGGAUUGUUUUCAACAGAGAGUCUCCCUACUCAGCCCUAUGCAAUGGGUGCGACGCUGGAAAUACAGAGAGCUCAGCAAGUGGAACAUUACGAACAGCAAGCAUUGAGGGCUAGAAUGGGACAUCUCAGAAACAGGGGUCCUCCAAGAGUAGGCCAAGGAUAUGCAGAUGUUCUUGUGCCCCCUGGGGGAGGAGGCUGGCUUUGGGGUGGGGCAGGUGGCCAACAGCCACCACCCCCACCUCCAAUGAAUAACUGGCAUGACAGAGAUGCUGAUGCAGACAAUGCUAACGUACCUCAGCAACCAACUGUGGAAGUUUCCGAACAACAGGUUCAGACUUUGGUAGAGAUGGGUUUCUCCAGAAUGGCAGUCCUCCAUGCUCUGACAGCAAGUAACAAUGACAUCACCGUGGCCACAAAUAUUUUAUUGUCGCAGUCUUAGCCUCGAGUAUUAUUAGUACCGGUAGUGGUUAAUUACAACAUCUGGUCCGUUGUAGCAACUACCUGUCAGGAUUUCUGUAAAUACAGUGUAAAAUGCAAGAUCAAAAUAUUACAGAUGUAAAGUUCUGAUUUUGAGAGACUUAAUAAGCAAGUCGGAGUAACAUUUUUAUGUUACAUGCCUUCUAAUGUUUAUGGUAGGAUAGUUUUAACAGUGGAGGCCAUUGGAAGUUUUAUUAAUGUGCCAUGGUACUAUGAAACUACAUGUACAGUGAGGUGGCUGAAAAAAAGGAAGUAAUAAAAUUGUUUUAAAUUAUGA
Messenger RNA from Stylophora pistillata, 1553 nucleotides. RefSeq lists its product as uncharacterized. Gene Ontology annotation, cellular component: membrane. Gene Ontology annotation, molecular function: protein binding; serine-type endopeptidase activity. The record is from RefSeq and is a predicted model, not a curated record. NCBI's taxonomy places the organism in Eukaryota, Metazoa, Cnidaria, Anthozoa, Scleractinia, Pocilloporidae.